ACUCGGUACUAGUUCUGAAAGUAGAGUUUUUUUGGGUGUUGGUUGAAGUGUCAAAAUCUCGAUAGGCUAGUACUUGAGUCUGCAAGUAAUGUUUCUCUUAUAUCGUUUGGGACGGUUACUGGCGUUGCACGGUGAAAACGGAAGGAAUCUGGUUGGAAAUUUUUCAUUUCUAAUCGGGGAGUCAAAAAACUUAGAUUACUUCUUGCCUCUUCUCAAUAAAUGGUUUCCUUUCCCCAGGAUUCGUCUAGUGGAUACUUAAUUUUGGGGUUAGUAACAGAGUGUGUAUGUGAUGCAUGGUGAGUGUGGUUAGAUUGGCAGAAGAAUACAAAGAAUGUGGAGCUGGAGCCUACGCUGUAAAAAUUUGAGCAUACAAAAGUCGGCAAUUCACAAGAGUCCAAUUUUUUGAAUUGUGGAGCAAAUCACCAUUGAAUUUUUCACAUACUCUGCUGGGGUUUUGUGAUUUUUAUUGGAGGUGAUCUCUGGUUCAGCACUCUUGGCCUUUUUUGGGGUUCAUCUGUUUGUUUCUCUGCUUCCUUACCUCUAUUGCCUGACACAUCCUGCUUUCCCAUAAUUCUAAUCUACCAUCCCUCCAGUUGGUGAUACCAAAUUGAGAAAUAAUUCAGAUCCAGAUUUCAAGGACUGUUCUGGAAAAACCCCUCUUUUAGAGGUUGGCUUGCAGAUUAGCCUACCUUCUAAAGCACCUUGGUAGAUUUCUAGAUUCUUUCCUUGUCUUGUGGGUAUUUCUGGAUACGAGUCUAGAUGACUGUGGAUGAAGCAGGCUGUAGCUCUUUGUGGACUAGGGAACAGGACAAGGCAUUUGAGAAUGCACUUGCAACAUAUCCCGAGGAUGCUUUAGAUCGAUGGGAGAAAAUUGCAGCUGAUGUGCCUGGGAAAACACUAGAAGAGAUUAAAAUUCACUAUGAACUUCUAAUUGAAGAUUUGAAUCAGAUUGAAGCUGGUAGUGUUCCUCUUCCUAACUACUCUUCUUCAGAGGGUUCAGUGAGCCAUGUUGGCGAUGAAGGAACUAGUAAGAAGGGUGGCAACCUGGGGCAUCAUAACAAUGAAUCUGGUCAUGGAAAUAAAGCAUCUCGGACAGAUCAAGAACGCCGUAAAGGAAUUGCUUGGACUGAGGAUGAGCACAGGUUAUUUCUUCUUGGUUUGGACAAAUAUGGGAAAGGUGAUUGGCGAAGUAUUUCAAGAAACUUUGUUGUGACAAGAACACCUACACAAGUGGCUAGCCAUGCACAAAAGUAUUUCAUUCGUUUGAAUUCAAUGAACAAAGAUAGGAGGCGGUCCAGCAUACAUGACAUCACCAGUGUUGGCAGUGGAGACAUUUCAGCAACACAAGGACCAAUAACUGGCCAAACAAAUGGUUCUGUUGCUGGAGGUUCCGCUGGAAAAGCAGUGAAACAACCCUCUCAACAUCCUACUGGUCCCCCAGGAGUUGGUGUCUAUGGUCCUCCAACCAUAGGGCAACCAGUAGGAGGUCCCCUUGUCUCAGCUGUUGGAACCCCUGUGAAUCUUCCUGGCCCUGCACAUAUGGCUUAUGGUCUUAGAGCCCCAAUACCGGGAGCUAUGGUUCCUGGUGCACCGAUGAACAUGGGUCCUAUGACAUAUCCAAUGCCUCCCACAACUGCUCAUAGGUGAUACGCAUGGUAUAGCUGCAAAAUGUACAAAGCCUGAAGACUAAUUUCUUGUGUUAUUGUUAGCAUAAUGACUUCUCCAUUUUUAGCUUGAAUAAGACUUUAUUUACAAGCAAUAUUGUCUUAAAACAGUAGAUUAUACUGGUAGCAAGUAUCAAAUAAGCCAAUAGGAAGGAGAGUCCAUGCAUUUGUGUAGGCAGCAGCUAUGGAAAGUAUGAAAUCAUUUAUGAGUAGGAUACCAAUUUAGUUCCUUUUUGGGUUUUGCAUUACAAUGAUUAGUCUUGUAUUCAAUUUUAGUGGCCAAAUUUGCAAGGAAGCAUUUGUAUUUCUAAC
Manihot esculenta (cassava) is the source of this 1976-nucleotide messenger RNA. Its product is annotated as transcription factor SRM1. Gene Ontology annotation, molecular function: DNA binding. The transcript is spliced from 4 exons. The record is from RefSeq and is a predicted model, not a curated record. Bases 760 to 1647 code for a protein of 295 amino acids. Lineage: Eukaryota; Viridiplantae; Streptophyta; Magnoliopsida; Malpighiales; Euphorbiaceae.